AUGCCCGACACCGACAUCCCCUUGACCCAGGUCAAGAGCGCAGCUUCCACAGGCGCGCGCAAACCGACCAUGAACGCAACCAACCACGAAGAUUCAGGCUCGCCGAACGAGAAGCAUGGCCUCUUCCACCGCAACAACAAGGGUGGCCGCCGCAAGAAGGCAGAGCUGGGCCGCCACGGCACUGGUGGCUCCGACGACAUCAAAGUCAACGCCAUGGGCAGAUUGUACAACAAGCUCACCAACGCUUCCGUCGUCACGCGCUAUCUGGUUUACAUCAUUCCCAUCUGCCUUCUCCUCGCCAUUCCCAUCAUUGUUCUCCCCAUUCUGGGCCAUAAGGACGAUCUUCGGCAGGGAAAUAAUGGCGGCCAACCACUGUUCAAGAUCUUCCUGUGGAUUGAGAUCGCCUGGCUUACACUAUGGGCUGGCAAGGUCGUCGCUUGGCUCCUGCCUCACAUCUUCAUGUUCUUCUGCGGUGUCGUCAGCUCUGGUGUACGAAAAUAUGCCACGGUUCUUCAAAACUUGCAGAUCGCGCUCUCGCUCUUCUUCUGGGCUCUCGCAUCCUGGCUUUCUUUUCAGGGCUUGUUCCAGGUCAACUUGGAGACCUCCCCCUCCUGGGUCAUCACCAUGUACCGUAUACUCGGCGCUACAAUGGUGUCUUCGGCAGUCUAUCUGGGUGAGAAGGCCAUUGUUCAGCUGAUCGGUAUUUCUUACCACCAACGCUCCUUUGCUCUUCGCAUCAAGGAGUCCAAACGCGAGGUUCGCCUUCUCGGUCUUCUCUACGAUGCCUCGCGAACACUGUUCCCCAUGUACUGCCCCGAGUUCGAGGAGGAGGAUUAUGUGAUCAACGAUAGUCUCGAUUUGAUCCUGUCCAAGGCCGCGAAGGGUGCCAAGGGCGCCGGCGCUGCUACUCCUCUGCGUCUCGUUGGUGACAUCGGUCGCAUGGGUGACAAGAUUACGGGUGUUUUUGGCAACAUCGCCUCCGAAAUCACCGGAAAGCAGGUUUUCAACCCGAACUCGGCUCACUCUAUCGUUAUCGAGGCGCUCGAGAAGACGAAGCCUUCCGAAGCCCUCGCCCGCCGUAUCUGGAUGUCUUUCGUCGUCGAAGGAAAGGAUUCUUUGUUCCUCGAAGAUUUCCAGGAGGUUCUUGGCCCGGCCUACUCCGAUGAGGCCGAGGAGUCCUUUGAGAUGAUCGACAACGACCAGAACGGCGACAUCAGCUUGGACGAAAUGACGCGCAAGGUUGUCGAGAUUGGCAAGGAACGCAAGGCUAUUACCGAGGGAAUGAAGGACAUUGGUCAAGCACUCCGCGUGUUCGAUAAGGUCCUCAUGUUUGUUGUCAUCUUGAUCGUUGUCUUCAUCUUCCUUGCUUGGUUCCAGUCCAGCUUCUUGACCACCGUCGCUACUGCCGGAACUGCGCUCCUGUCUCUGUCCUUCGUCUUCGCCGUCACCACUCAGGAAUUCCUCGGUUCCUGCAUUUUCCUCUUCGUCAAGCACCCGUACGACGUCGGUGACAGAGUUGAUAUUGUUGGCUCUGAGAAGCAGCAGCUCAUCGUCGACAAGAUUUCGCUCCUUUACACUGUUUUCACCCGCAUUGACAAGAUGCAAGUGGUGCAAGUUCCCAACAUCGCACUGAACAACCUCUGGAUCGAGAACGUCUCCCGCAGUAAGGCGAUGAAGGAAGUCAUCGACCUCAACAUUUCUUACGACACCACCUUCGAAGACCUCGAACUUCUGCGCGUUGAGAUGGAAAACUUUGUCCGACACGUGGACAACUCGCGCGACUUCCAGCAGGACAUUGCCAUUGGUGUUUACGGAGUCGGUGACCUGGACAAGUUGCAGCUCAAGAUCGCCAUCAAGCACAAGUCUAACUGGCACAACGAGGCUGUCAGAGCUACCCGGCGCUCCAAGUUCAUGUGCGCCCUCGCUCUCGCCCUCAAGAAGAUCCCCAUCUACGCCCCUGGCGGUGGCUCCGAAGCCCUUGGUGCCCCUGGCAACCCGUCCUACUCUGUCGCCGUCUCUGAUGAGGUUGCGGCUGCUGCUCGCGACAAGGCUGCCAAGGACAAGGAAGCUGCGCGCAUGGUUCCCUCCGCGGGUGCGGGAGGUGACGACUCCGUUGACUCGGCCGUGGAGAAGGCAGCCAUGAACGAGUUCAACACGCGAGACGUCACGGCCGAGGAUGAGUGGGGAUACAGGGUGGCGGACGACGAUACCUUGUCGGGAUCUAAGGACCGUAAGUCGGAAGACCGCCGCCGAUCCAACGACAUCAACCGCGUCCGCAGCCAGCUGCUUCAGCGCGGUAGCACGAAGGGUGGUGGUGGCCGCCGCAAGCCCGGCGAAUCCAUCCCCAUCUCCCCGUCUCUCGAAGGCCCUAGCAUGUACUUGACCAAGACCACAUCGCGCAACCGCAACCACUACGAUGAGGAGGCCGAGACUGGCGUCAUUGGAUCUUACAACACUCAGUACUACGGCGGGCAAUCCAACAACCCCUACGCGGGCCAGAGCCUCUCGCCAACCAUCUCCCCGCCAACGGCGACACUCGAACCCCAUCCCCUCCAGAGCGCGCCCCCGUCAGGACAGCGCCCAAGAGGACGAAGUGUGUCCAACAGCCAACAGGCAGCACAAGCUCAGCAGAGCACGCAGCAGAAGAAGCAGUAG
Colletotrichum karsti is the source of this 2655-nucleotide messenger RNA. Its product is annotated as mechanosensitive ion channel. The transcript is spliced from 2 exons. The record is from RefSeq and is a predicted model, not a curated record. The coding region runs from base 1 to 2655 and encodes 884 amino acids. Gene Ontology annotation, molecular function: calcium ion binding; calcium channel activity. Gene Ontology annotation, biological process: calcium ion transmembrane transport; intracellular calcium ion homeostasis. Lineage: Eukaryota; Fungi; Ascomycota; Sordariomycetes; Glomerellales; Glomerellaceae. Gene Ontology annotation, cellular component: membrane.